AUGCAUUUCUCCACGUCCGCUACCUUAUUAGGCUUGGCUCUGCCCACGGCAUUGGCCCUUUGCCCUUAUGCUGAACAGAUGAAAGUUGACAAGCGGAAUACGCCACCUCCUCAUCCGCAUACACCGCGCGAUUUGCCCACCUCAGAUAAGAAAGGCAUCUUCUACAUGAAUCGUAUUGCUCCCGGUACAUCUGAGCUCUAUGUUGCCAAUGUGGAUGGUUCCAAUGAACGACCUUUACUAUCUAAUUCUAUCUACGAAUACCAUGCUACCUUCUCCCCUGAUGGGGAAUGGAUCACCUUCACCGGAGAGCGCAACGGCGAUGGCAACUCAGAUAUCUACCGUGUCCGAACAAAUGGCUCCGAUCUCGAAGAGCUAGUAGCGACAUCCUCUGUGGAAGACGGAGCCGUCAUGUCUCCCAAUGGCAAGCAAGUCGCCUAUGUGUCCACUGCCAAUGGUUAUAAAGCCAACAUCUGGGUCUUGGAUUUGGAGAGCGGCAAGAAAUGGAACCUGACCGAUACUGCCUCAAUUGCCGCCAAUGCCACUCUACCAGACGGAUAUUUCCGUCCCUCAUGGUCUCCUGACGGCCAAUGGAUUGCUUUUUCGUCGGAUCGUAACUCGGGAUGGUACGGCCAUGGAGACCCAACCUUUCUGGGUGUGACAGGAUGGGAGCAUACACAGGAGCUCUCCAUCUACGCUAUUCGUCCUAAUGGAUCUGAUUUCCGUUGCGUGGCCGCAAAGUCAGGCUACUCUCUGGGCUCCCCCAAGUGGUCUCCCAGCGGCAAGCGUAUUCUCUUCUACGAGAUGACCCGUGAAAACACCUGGAACUCUCACCGUCCCGAGUCCAUUGACUCUGCAAACUCCACCCUGGUUUCCGUAGACUUUGCCACAGGCGCUGAUCGUCGCGUUGAAGUCGAGGGAUCUGGCGUGAAGAUCUUCCCCCAAUACCUAUCUGAGAGCACGAUUGCCUACUUUGCCAAAGGUGCCGGUAAGGAAGGUCUCCACACAACCAAUGGUGGAUUCGUGAAUACCUCGAGCGUUACCAUUCGUUCCCCUGCCUGGUCUGCCGAUGGCAAGAAAGUGGUCUACGAGAAGACCACCUGGUCUGUCCGUCCCAUGGACAAGAAGCUUUACAGCUGGGACACGGACUGGGAGUACCGCUUCACCGAUGUUUUCCCUCAGCUGUCCAACACAAACAUGAUUGCCAUGACCGAGAAGCAACUGGGCAAUUCCUCCAUCGUCUCUCUGAAUGCCAACGGCACAGACGAACACCUAGUCUACAACGACAUGGCCUCCGAUUUCCUAGACUCAUCCUCUAUUGCCAUGGGCACAGCAGGUGCCUUCAACCCUGCCUGGUCCCCCGAUGGAAAUUGGCUCGCCUUCGGCGUUGGCUUCUGGUUCCAAGGCCGAGCCACCGGUGGUGGCUGGCUGGUGCGUGCUACCGCCAACGGUACAUACUCAGAGGUAUUGCUGGAUAGCCAGACAACCCUGGAGAGCAACAGCAGCGUUAUAAACCACGGAUUCCCCAGCUACUCGCACGACGGCAAGAAGAUCGUUUACCGAGUUUGGGGAACAAACUCGACCCUGGGUGAUAAGUCCCAGCUCGGUCUCCGCCUCCUCGAUCUACAGACUCGAAAGGUCUCUGUCCUCACUACGGAGUGGGACAAUCUACCCUUCUUCUCCCCAGAUGGCGAGAGAAUCGUUUUCACCCGCAAGACCAGCUCUUACAACUAUGAUAUCUGCACGAUGCGCUCUGAUGGUUCGGACAUCAAGGUGCUGACCAGUAGUGGUGCCAACGAUGCCCACGCUGUUUGGACUUGGGAUGGUCGCAUUGCCUACUCUACUGGCAUGUUCGGCUUCCAGUAUGAGUGUGCGCUGUACGAUCAGACUUUCCAGCCUUAUGGUCAGGUUGUUGUUAUGGAUGCUGACGGGUCAAAUAAGCGUGUGCUUACUGACUCUAUUUGGGAGGAUUCUAUGCCGAUGUUUGUGCCAAACGAGAAGCUUCAUGGUAUCCACAAGACGGCUAGACGGGAUUAUCGGGGUCGUUUCUGA
This is a messenger RNA of Penicillium canescens, 2049 nucleotides long. RefSeq lists its product as uncharacterized. Lineage: Eukaryota; Fungi; Ascomycota; Eurotiomycetes; Eurotiales; Aspergillaceae. The transcript has a single exon. Bases 1 to 2049 code for a protein of 682 amino acids. The record is from RefSeq and is a predicted model, not a curated record.